AUGAAGAGCAUUCUAGCUAUCACCACACUCCUGGCAAGUGCCGCAGUCGGCGGUCUCGCAGCGCCCCCUUCUUCGCCAGCAGGCUCCAUCAUGGAGAUCCAGACAGGGCAGGACAUGCAGCUGAUGAUGGAGCCCCACGAGAUUCUGGCAAUCAAGGAAUGCAUGCAGCACAAUGCGGCCCCAGACUUGGUGGCCGACUACUCGCAGGAGGGUUCAGGCACGGCGAUGUUCAGCCACCUCCCCGGAAUCUGCUGCGAGGUUCUCAAGAAGGCCGUCAAGAAGCACGGCUGGUUCCCUAACUUUGGUCAAAUCGGCUUCGGCGGCGGCGAUCAGUGCACAGAGGUCAAAUUGACAGACGUGCCGUCCGCAAAGUUCAAGUUGCUCAAGAAGCUCACGGGAACAGGGCCAAGUUAUACCAGCCCUUCCACACCACGGGGACAAAUAGCGCACGAGAUGAAGCUGACUACGCUCGUCAUACUAUCCGCCAGCUUCGCCGGCGUCGCUUUGGCAGAGUGGAAGAAGAAAUACACUCUACCUGAUCACUGGAUCGAUCACUGCCACGAGCGGCUGGCUUGUGGGAAGCUUGAAGGCUGCUAUGAUGAGGAGAUCUAUAGUGGCCAAGCGGGAGAAAUGCUGGCAGACCUGCCGCAAAUUAUGAUUGAGGAGAAGUGGUACAAGAUCAACGGUUGUAUAAGGAAGAACAGGGGCGAAGACUAUUUCGUCAACUUGUGUCACAAGGAGCAGGGCGUGGUCAAAUACAAGGGCAUGCCACCCAAAUGCUGUGAAAUGAUGAUGGGUUAUAUGUAUCAUUUCGCUCUGACAAAAGAGGUCAACGACGAGUGCACCGAGAUAACCCUCAGGAAUGUGCCCAAGAGUGGGUGGCCUGAGAUCGAGUUUGCGACGGCGAGAUUCAACUGGGACGAAUACAUCGCGCACAAGAGAAAGACUUACUGUAAGAACGUGACCUGGGACAACGGCCAUCCCACCGUUAACGACGGCGACGAAUGA
This is a messenger RNA of Phaeoacremonium minimum UCRPA7, 1008 nucleotides long. RefSeq lists its product as hypothetical. NCBI's taxonomy places the organism in Eukaryota, Fungi, Ascomycota, Sordariomycetes, Togniniales, Togniniaceae. Bases 1 to 1008 code for a protein of 335 amino acids. The transcript has 3 exons. The record is from RefSeq and is a predicted model, not a curated record.